AUGGCACGCAAAAAGGACCCAAAAAAGCAAGAAAACGAAGAAAGAGAGCUUAAAAAGAUGAACGACAUGCUUGCUGCAGAAAUAAACGUCCUCAAAUGGAGAAUUGGUAAAUGAUAAUCAGCAACUGAACAAGAAAAAGCAGAUAGGUCUCGAGCAGGACAAAAUGAAUGCCGUCAAAAAUUAUACAUAAAUAAUUAUUAUUUAAUUGAAAAAUUAUUAUAUAAAAAUAUUCUAUAUAUAUUUUAAUGAGUAAUAGUAGACCUAAAUCAAGCUUUUGAUGAAGAGAGUAAGCGAGCUUUCCAAAUGACUUCAGAAAUGAAAGCUCAAUAUAAAGUUAUGGUUAAAGAUUUAGAUGAAAAAAUCGGGAACUUAGAAAGAGAAUUAAACGGAGGAGAAUCAGAUUUAUUUGAAAAAGAAAGAAAUAUUAAAGAUAUGGUAAGGACAAAGGAUAAAGAAAUAGAUGAAAAAGAUAAUUUAUAUAUAAAAUGGGGAGUUCUAUUCUAUUCUAUUAAAUAUAACAGUGCAGGCACUAUUGAAGCUCUUAUGAGCUUUUAAACAAUCAUAAAAUGGGGAGUUAAAAACACCUGAAAUCUUGAGCAAUUUUCUCAAACUCAUGACAAAGAUAAUUGGGGGGAAACCAGUGUAGAUUCAGGUCUGAUGUGGGCUUAUGAAUAUUCGAGUAGGCUUUGAAUUAGUCCUGGGGUUUGUAAGAAGUAGCCUGGUAGUGUCCUUAAGACCAUGAAGUUGACCUCACUGAGAUACCAAGGUUGCGGCCUGGGCCAGGGAUUAAGCCUUUUUACUGUGGCUGCUGAAAGCAGGCAUCUGGCACGUCAGACUCUGAAUAUUCCCUGAACAAGCUACUUCUCCAAUGCAUCCGAAGCAGGACUGCAGAAAUUCAUGGUCCGCCCAUCAAAACUGGAGCCCUAACAAGGCAAGGCGAAGGCCUUCGCACAUUCAUUCUGCCCUGAUGUUAAGCAGAUUCUACAGGAGAAGGAAGGCGGUACUAGAGCACCCUCGCGGCGAAUCAUCAUCUCAUUCGGCCAAGCCGAGGUUUGUGGUAUCUCAAAGCUAGAUGAGCCCUUAUGGGUUCUUGAUAACUGCAUAACCAAUACGGCUCCACCCAUCAGUAAUUUAAUAUUAAAAUGAAAAAGAUAACGAAAUCAGGAUUAAGAAGAAUUAAUCUUGAACGGAAAAUUACAUAUAUUAGUUUUCCCCUUUGUGUUUGAUCUCCAUCCUUUUUUUCACAACUUUUUGAAGGGAUUUUUCAGAAAAACAAAUAUUUAUUUUCCUUAUUUUUCGCCAUAUUAUCCUUACGAUAUUUUACGAGAUAAAUGCAUUAUUACAUCUUAAAUAUUUUUUUAUUUAUUUAAAAGUAAUGAUAUAAUAGAUAUUUACUUCUUCUUUAAUAUUAAUAUCCCCUGCAAAUUUUAUUUUUACAUCAUUAAGGGUAAUUCCAUCACUCUUGGGUUUUUCCGUCACUUAUCUCUUAUCUUAGACUUUUUCCUCUAAUUUGUGAAAAAAAAUUGCACCAUUAAAAUUAGCAGUGAAAUUUACCCAAGCGGGGGUAAAUUCAGCUAAGUCCGAAAUUAGAGAGCUUAGGAAAAAAAUUGAUGACAUGAGCCAGGAAUUCGCGAAUAUGCUGAAAGCUACGCUUGAUAAGAUGCAGGAGAGGAUUGAGUUAGCAAAUACGCAGUGGGAUUCAGAUGUUGCAGAAAUGCCAUUGAAAAGAUUAGACAGCUAA
This is a messenger RNA of Blepharisma stoltei, 1741 nucleotides long. Lineage: Eukaryota; Ciliophora; Heterotrichea; Heterotrichida; Blepharismidae. The record is from the annotation of a GenBank genome assembly.